AUGACUAUCACAACGAAACAGGCUCCAAUCAAGGAGUACGAUCCUGAAAGCAAGCCGGCACAAUACAUGCUGGAAGAGACGGCUGAUCUCUCUGCCAGAGAAGGUGCAGACUACUCUGGUGCCGUGGAGAAGACGGAUCCUGCGGAGAUUCGACUUGUGAAGAAGUUGGAUUGGAGGAUCAUGCCCACAUUGUGGGCUAUGUACUUCCUGAACUAUUUGGAUAGGAAUGCCAUUGCCCAGGCAAGACUGAACAAUCUGGAGGAUGAUCUCAAAUUGGAAGGAUCCCAGUAUAACACCUGUAUCUCCAUUCUUUUCGUCGGCUAUCUGUUGAUGCAAAUCCCAUCCAACAUGCUUAUGUCCUCCAACAAAAUCCGGCCCUCGAUCUACAUGUGCAUCUGCAUGGCCGGGUGGGCUAUUGUUUCCGCUUGCACCGCGCUCGUCCACAACUACACCGGUCUUGUUGUUGUCCGAUUCUUCUUAGGCAUAGCGGAGGCGCCAUACUACCCCGGAGCCUUAUAUCUGCUUUCUCUCUUCUACACGAGGAAGGAGAUUGCUACACGUAUUUCUAUUCUGUACUCCGGCAACAUCUUUGCCACGUCUUUCUCGGGCCUCAUCGCUGCCGCAACCUUUUCGACGUUGGACGGCGUGCGUGGCCUUACUGGAUGGAGAUGGCUCUUCAUCAUCGAAGGUGCCGUGACCUUCGGCGUUGCCUGCAUCGGUCUGCGGCUCCUCCCUGACUUUCCCCUCACGACCCGCUGGCUCACCCCUGAGGAACGCCAAUUGGCACACGACCGCAUCGCCCGGGACACCGCCCAGAUCACGCAAAGCAAAGGCGCGCGCGCCGGCUUCUACCAAGCCAUCUGCGACCCGAGGCUGUACCUCCUCUGCUUUAUGCAGAACAUGCAUCUCUCCGCGUGUAGCUUCAAUAAUUUCUUUCCCACGGUGGUAAAGUCUUUGGGCUUCAACACAACCAUAACGCUCGUGCUCACCUGCCCUCCCUAUCUCGUUUCCGGGUUUACGGGUGUCGUCAUCGGCAUCACCUCUGGCAAGUUCAAUGAACGGACUUGGCACAUCACCGGCUGCAUGGGAGUCGCGCUCAUCGGCUUCGUCAUCUCUUGCGCAACGAUGAACACCGCCGCGCGGUACUUGUCCUGCUUCAUGUUCGCCAGCGGCGCGUACGCGGUCAACUCCUGCAUCCUGGGCUGGGUGUCGGCGACGCUGGGCCAGACGAGUGAGAAGAAGGCGGUGAGCUUGUCCAUUGUCAAUGUAGUUGCGAAUGCGUCGUACAUCUACACGGCGUAUCUGUAUCCGAAGAGCGAUGGACCGAAAUAUCUAACCGCAAUGGCGAGCAAUGCGGCCUUUGCAUUCAUGACGAUUGCUUCGGCUUGGGCGCUGAGGGUGUGGUUGAUCAAGACGAACAAGAAGCUUGCUGAGGCAGAUCAGCACGACUCUUCUGAGAAUGCCGGGGUCAGAUACGCAUACUGA
Molecule: messenger RNA, 1485 nt
Organism: Coniosporium apollinis CBS 100218
Lineage: Eukaryota; Fungi; Ascomycota; Dothideomycetes
Exons: 5
Coding region: 1-1485 (494 amino acids)
Biological process (GO): transmembrane transport
Cellular component (GO): membrane
Molecular function (GO): transmembrane transporter activity
Source: RefSeq, a predicted model, not a curated record